Nothobranchius furzeri (turquoise killifish) is the source of this 1107-nucleotide messenger RNA. RefSeq names its product transmembrane protein 128 (gene tmem128). NCBI's taxonomy places the organism in Eukaryota, Metazoa, Chordata, Actinopteri, Cyprinodontiformes, Nothobranchiidae. The record is from RefSeq and is a predicted model, not a curated record.
AGAACUACAACCGUCGCCUGUUCACGCGCGUCAUCAAGAAGCGACUGGGUUUUGUUUUUGUCAGGAAGUGCCUUCAAAUCAUUUGCCUCCAGAGCUAAUGUCCGUAAAGAACAACAUGUUUAAUGACAGUGAACUUGCAACAUUGCGAAACAGAUUUAAAAGAGAUGCGGAAUUUCUUAUGCAAACAACGACGGCAGCGACAGGCGAAGAUGACAAGAGCCCGGAGGGAAAGGACGACAAACCACUCCCUCGCAUCAACAGGCACUCUGUUUUCUGGAUCGUGGCCUCUGUAGUUGUGACCUACUAUGCAGAUUUCCUCCGUGUCCUUAUGGAAAAUAAUGAUAUCAAAAGCUGGUGGUUUAAUGUUGGCCUGAUGCUGCUUGGGAUCUGCUUGUCUCUGGCAACGUUUUGCAUUGUGUACCUAGAGUGGGUGAGGGGCAUUCAGCACUAUGAACAAGAAUACCCUGCCAUUCCUCCUAUUACCACUGCAGCCUUCAUUGCAGCAUCGUGCAGUUUCAACAUCGCGCUGUGGCCGGUGUGGUCCUUCUUCACUCCACUCAUUCUCUUCACGCAGUUUAUGGGUGUGGUCAUGCUCAUCUCUUUGCUUGGAUGAGCGAUUCAAUUGGUUUUCCAAAGGAAGAAGGAGAAGAGAUGUUUGGGGCCUGUUGAGAUCAUUUAAACCCUGGUUCCCUGACCCACCAUAGUUUCCGUGCUGACCUGCUUCUCCACCACACUCCAAUGCCGUCCUUAUCACUUGAUUCCUUUUGGACGAAGACCUUGGGAGUAAUCCCGUCAACGCACCAGAUUUUAACAGAAGCGCUUUAAUGUGAUGGCUUGUUAUUGUUCUCUGCCUUUUUGUGUUUGCAGCACAUCUUAAGUAAUUUAAUGGAAAACAGCGCCAACAGUAACAACACAAGACUCAUGACAUAGUUGUAGUAGUUGUAUUUCUUUUAACCGUUAACAAAUUGUGUAGCAAAAUGUUGACAUUUGCUUGAAUAGUAUUUUUUUUACUGUAUUUAAUAAACUUUUUCCAACAAUUUUUAAUGGAUACACAAAAAAGUAGAUUUGUAAGCUUUAAAAUAAAUUACACUCUUAUCAUUUGUUAAA